Messenger RNA from Xenia sp. Carnegie-2017, 9817 nucleotides. RefSeq names its product cytadherence high molecular weight protein 2-like. The transcript has 4 exons. The record is from RefSeq and is a predicted model, not a curated record. Bases 136 to 9351 code for a protein of 3071 amino acids. NCBI's taxonomy places the organism in Eukaryota, Metazoa, Cnidaria, Anthozoa, Malacalcyonacea, Xeniidae.
GUGUACAGAACCCAACAAAAACAGACUUUGCUGAAGAGUGAACACCCAUCAAUAAAGGCAAGAAAUAUCGUAGGAAGCAAUAUAUCUCUUUCGCUUUGACAACUUCAGUACGGAUAGAACGGUUUUGCAUUCGGAAUGGCCGAGGAUACCAUUAAUGUGGAGGACAAGCGUCGGAAAACUAGCAAAACCGUUUUUGUCGGAUCCGACUUCACAGAUCUAACUGCUCGGCAAAUUGAUGAUGCUAAAGAAACUAUUUUGGACCUCGAAACUUACUGGAGACGAUUUCGCUUCGAAAUCGACAGCUUAAAGGAGAAUCACCGAGGAGAGGUAAAUAAACUUGGUCAAGAAAUAGAGAAUUUAUUACGUCAAAAAACUGCGCUCCAAGACCAGCUAAAGACCACGAGAUGGGAUGCUAAGCGCCUUCAGGACGAUUUAAUUCAGUCUCAGAGAAAUCUCACAGAAAAGCAAUUCGAAAAUGACGGUCUAAACAAGCAAUUGAAGAGCAGGAAUACACUCGUUGACAAACUAAAGUCUGAGAAGAAUGCAUUACAGAAAGAAAUUGAUCGUCUGCGAAUGGAACUUGCUUCAAAAGACAUGAUCACCGUCACUAAGACCGAUAAUGUCGAGUCAGGAGUGGACGAUGAUCUGUUUAGUUACAACAAUGAGAUAUCAGACUGGCAAGCGAGCGCUGAACUUGCCAACAAAGAGAAAGAUGGAUUAUUAAACGAGUUAAAGGAGCUUCAAACUGAAUACAAUCAGCUCAAAGGUGAUCACGAUAAAGCCAAACGUGAUCUGCAAAUGUGCGAAAAAUCAAGCCGAAUGCAAAUGUCGAAGUGCGAAACCCUGCUGCAAAAUCUUGGUAAACAACGCGAUGCCAUGAAACAACAAUUGGAUGAAUUAAAAGACCAAUUGAAGAAAACCAAGGAUAACAACGCUCAAUAUCAAAAGGAAGUGUUAGACAAACAAAAGUUGGCUGAUUCUUUAAAAGAAGAAGCCGGAGCAAAAGCGUCACAGAUUGAGCGCCUAGCGUCAGAUAACGACGAUUUGAGCAACAAAAUCGAAAAAUUAAAGAAAGAUCUUGCUCAAGCGCAAAUCACAAAUCAGGUAAUAACGAAAGAUCGCGAUGGGUUUCAGCGAGACUUGCAGCGUGCUGAGAAUGAUAUCGACUCUCUCGAAAAAUCCCUGGAAAAAACACAAACUGAUAAAAGUGACCUACAGAAGGACUUCAACAUAACAUUAAAUAAGUUAACGAACCUUGAAGACGCUUACGAAAAGACGCAAGAUAGACUUAAGACUCACGAAGCUCAAAUUCCCAAGCUUAAAGCUCGUGUUACUGAAUCUGAAGGCAAUCUAAUGUCCAUGAGCAGAAAGCAUCAGAAACUUGAAGAAAACCUUGCUAAGACGAAAGCUGACAUGGGGAAGGCACUAGAUGAUUUAGCUUCAGCAAACGAGCAGGUCGAUCAGCUGGCGACUACAUGUCAAGAUGGAGUUCGUGACCGCGAUGAUUACAAACAACGCUUAGCACGAUGUGAAAAAUACAUUUCUGAAUUGAGGCAACAGCUUCAAAACACAAUUGAGGAAAGAGACAACCUAGACAACGAAGUGUCGAAAUCCAAAAUGCAAAUUGGUAGACUGGAAUCUCAGCAUAAUACCGCACAACGUGAAAAAGCACAGCUGAAUGGUCAUCUAAGUGAUGCUAAAGCUAAGAAUGCUAAAAUAAUGGCUGAUCAUAAUGUCAUGAAAACAACGUGCAAUGAAAACAACAAAAGUUUGCAAUGGCAUAAAAAUCAACUUGAAAGCAAGAACAACACCAUUGCCGAUCUGAAAAAGCGAAUUGCAACGUUGGAAUCAAAGCUAGAACCGUUGUAUGAAGAAGUAGGAAAUCUACAGUCAAAAUGCGAGCUUCUCGGAGAAGAAAAUGAAGGUUUUCAAGAAAGAGCACUAGAAGCAGAAUUCAAAUGCAAAGAAUUCCAGACAGAUUACAAUAUACUACAAAAAGAAAAAGAAGAUUUGACCGAAAUUGUACAAGAACUAACAAAAAAGAUCUCGGAGCUUCAGACUUCAUUAAGCAUCAGCCAGUAUGAGGUGAAUGACUACAAGAGCCAGGUGCUUGUUUUCAAGCAGAAAUUAGAUAAAAUAGACCGUGAGCUGGACGAAGUAAACAAAGAAAGAAUUGAGCUCGAAUUACGACACAGCGAUCUUCAAAAUAAUUACAAGAAGGCCAGUGAUGAAUCCAUUGUACUUAAACAUAAACUAAGUGAUGUACAAUCGUCAUUGAACGAUCACAUGACCAAGUCAAACGACAACGAAAAUUUGAUCAUAAUGCUUCGUGAAAAGACUGUACUACAAGAAAACGAGCUUGACGAAAUAAAGAGCGACUUGGAUCACUACAAGAAUUCAUUUGAAAUCACAGAAGAUGAGAAAAACAAGUUGGUGUUCGAACUCAAAAAUCGUGAUGAUGAGAUCAAAAACUUGCAUGACGUCAUCAAGCAAAAAGAACAAAUCGACAUCGAGCAGAAUAUCACAGUUCAAACUUCAAAUGUUGUAGAGUCUAGCAUGGGUGAUUUUUUCGAUGGUCCAUCACAGCAAGAUCUCGACGACGAGUUGGCAAGAAAUAAGGAACUGCAAGACGAGGUUGAUAAUCUUAAAGAAAAAAUGAAUCAUUUGAAGAAUGAAUGCGUCGCUGCAAAACGUGACAUACACGAUCUUCAAGAAGAAUUGAAAAGUGCUAAAGAUAAAAUCCAUCAAUUGCAAGAUGAAAAUGAUCAUUUGACUGAAGAAAAGGCUGUUGAAUCCGAGAGAGCGACAUUAGCCGAAGCGAAAGCGGAUGACUUGGAAAAGGAAGCGGACACUGCUAACCAGAAACUUGAAAAAACCGAAGAAGAUCUUAACGAGGCUCGUGGGCGAGUAUCUAAACUGGACUCGCAGCUGAAUUCCCUACAAAAGCAAAAAGUUAAGUUGCAACGUCAAUUGGACGACUCAAACAGCAACUUUGCGAAAUGUAAGGAGGACAUAAUGAGUCUUGAAAGUAAUUUGUCCGAACUGAAGAUGAAAAAUGACUCAAUAAGCAGCUCGCUUGAAAAGAAGGAACGAAAUCUUGCAAACGUCACUCUUGAUGCAACAAAUAAGCAAAACGAAUUAGACGCUAUAAAACAUGACGUUGAAAAUCUCAAAUCGACAAACGAUGUCUUGACAACGGAAUUAAAGGAAGACGGUAAACGCAUGCAACAGCUUCAAGAUCAAACACAAGAUAUGAAAAAACAAAUUCAAAAACUUCGUGAAGUCCAAGAUAGUUUAGAAAAUCAAUUGAACACAAAAACUUUCCAGUUCACCACAUCUCAGGCACAGCUAGAAAACGCCCGUAAAGACCAUGACCACUACAAAAAUGAGCUAGCCACUGCACAAAAAAAUGCAAAGAAGGAUCGAGAUGACAUCGCCCACCUUCGAAAUCGUGUCCGUGCUUUAGAACGUCAGAGUGAACAGUAUGAAAAGGAAAUCAAAACCAAAGACGCCUUGAUUGACAAGCUGAGAAAGAGCAAAACACAAAUUGAAACUGAUCUUAUAAAAGCCAAGAAAGACCUGGAUUCAUUAAGAGUGUUGUACCAAAAUGUUCAAGAUGUCAAUCGGAAAUACGAGGAGCAAGUUCGAGAAAAGACUUUGAAGAUCAAUUCUCUAGUGAUGAGCUGCAACAAGAUGAAAAAGGAAGUUAUUCCAAUAAGUUCCAGCAUCACUGUACAACGCGUAUCAGAAGUUGAAAGUGUCCAACAAGGCAUUACCCUCGAACGCGAGAACGGCCUCCGUUCAGAAAUUCAAGUCAGUAAAAACAGAUUCGGUAAGCUGGAAGGUGAUUACAAAAGGGCACAACAAAAUAUCACUGAAUUGACCCAGGAGAAUAGGAUGCUUCAAAAGCGUGUUAACGACUUGCAGAAUCGUUUUGACAAGUGUAAUGCUGAUUUCCAACUGGUGAAGAAAGAUUACAACGAUGCAUCGGACAAGAUAUCUGACUUGGAAGUUAAGAACGAGUACGAAACAAGAGAAAAGAACUCACUUCAGCAUCAGUUGGACGAGUCAAAUACACGAGUUGCUUCUCAGAGAGCUGAGAUUUUGAAGGUCGAACAGAAACUGAUUGAGAUGAAAAUGCUGCAUGAUGUUGCUCAGAAAGAUCUCCUGGAGAAAGAAGACGAUUUGCAGAAUCUCUUAAAGGACAAUAAAAGUCUGGAGAAACAUCUGGAUGCAGUCAAAGUGUCUCUUAAGCAGGUGCAAGACGAGAAAACGUGCCUAAAGACUGAUCAAGGACGAUUGCAGCAAGAAAUUCUAGACCUCAAAGAUAAGAUAGCAGAUUCCGAAAAAAAUAUACACAAAGCCCUGAGCGAUAAAGAUCGUUUACAGAAGGACGUCAAGGAUUGUCUUGCACAGAUAACUGGCCUGGAGCAUCAAAUCGACCGGUUGACACAAGAGAAGGGAAAUUUGUAUCAAAAGAUUGAGGAAUUGAAGGAGACUGCAGGACGCCAUUGGAACGAAUUUAACAAAUGCGAAAAAGAGCUGGCUCAAGUCCAAUCUUCAUUUGACUGCCUUAAAGCCAAUGACGACGAGAAAGAACACAAAAUUAGCAUACUUACUGAGUCCAACAUUUACGUAGAAAAAGAAAAUGGAGAACUUAAGGAACAGUUAAAGAAGCUUAAUGCUAAUUUGAAUGAUGCAGCUGAAAAGAACCUACAAAACGAGAUCAUAGUGACCAGCACUGACGUGCAAAUUGUAGAGAGUGCUCCAGAAAUGUGGGAUGAAAAAGAUCCUGCCGAAGAUUCGACCAUCUUAAAAAGAAAGAUUGACGAACUGAAAAGUGAUCUCGCUGAAAGCCAAGAUAGGGAAAAAGAUUCUCAGGCUAAAUUUAUGGAAUUGAAUGCAUACAUCGUCAAACUGGAAUCUAUUUACGAGCAGCUUGUCGCAAGAAAAGAGGAGAUAGAGCAACAGCUGUACGAUGCACAACGUGAGUACAAGCCCCUAAAUGACGAAUUUGCGUCGUCAAAAGCCGAACUCUUUGCUCUUGGUAAGCAGUAUUCGGAUAUCAAGCGAGAGAAUGCCAGUCUCAGAAUGCAGCUGAACAAAAUGCAACAGACCAAAAACAUGUUGGAAGAACAGCACGAGGAUGUUAUUACCAAAGACAGGAUUAAUGAGCAAAAUCUACUUAACUCAGAGCGUCGACUUCAAGAACUGCAGAUGCAGUUGGACCAACAAGGAAAAGCCGGUAAAGAUGGUAUAAUCAAAAAUCUGAAAGAUGAGAAAAAAGAGCUCGAAAAACAAGUGCACCUUCUUCGCGAAGAUCUAAACCUGAUGCAGGCCAAUCUCGAUGGUGCUCAAAAGAAACGAGAUGAUCUCGAAGCUCAGUUGUUCAAUAUGAAGAAACAAUUUUCUGAUGUCGAUCUAAGGAUGAAAACUUUAGCGCAAGAAAACAAUGAUUUGAAUGACGAUAUUAUUGAAGGACAACGCAAGCAAGCCAACCUUCAAAACGAAUUGCAAAAAGCAAUGAAAGAGAAAGCUAUUCUUCGAGGGGAGCUGGAUGAAGCCAAGGCUCAAAUUUUCCUAAUAAAAGAAUCGCACGCAAAUUUGGAAAGUCAAGUUGCUGAACAUCGAUCGAAUGUUGAUACUUACAAAAAAGAUCUUGGCGAUCGACAGAAUGACGUUGACUGGCUAAGAAACCAGGUUCAUGCUUUCGAAAAUGAAAUAAGUUCGCUAAAAGUUCGAUUGAAUUCAUGUCACGAUAAAUACGAGAAAGCUCUACAAGAAGCAACUGCGUUGACAGACAAGAUCCAUGAAAAGGACAACAAUAUUGCUGAUCUUCAAUUUAAGUUCAAAAGUCUCGAACAGGAGUAUAAUGCAAUGAAGAACGAGCUCGGCGUAGCAAAAGCGUCCGCUGAAGAUUAUAAAAAGUCCUACUUUGAUAGCAAAAAAGAAAUUGAACGAUUGAACCUCGAAGUUUUAAGCUUCACUCAACAAGUUGCAACUUUGAAGUCUCGAAUUGAAGUUUUAGAAGCAGAGAGAGAUCGUUACAAGGAAUUAUGGGAUAAAAUGAAAAAGAGCAACUCAGAAUUGAAAAUUCAGCUCGAGUUCGUUCACAAUGAGAAGAACAAAAUGGCAAAUGAUAUGAAUGUUAUCAAGAGAGAGAACGAAAGCGUCCAGAAUUCCCCUCCUCCUGAUCAAGUUGAUUCUGGAAAAGACAGAAUGACGAAGAUCUACGAGCUUCAGAGCAGUUUUGAUAACAUCAAACGUGAUCACGAUGAUGCUCAACGCGAUCUCGCAAACCUGAGAAAAAAGAACAUGAAAUUGGAAACCAUCGUGGCUGAUCUAAACCGCAAAAUAGAUGGUAUCGAUUACGAUAAUCAAUGGAAAACCAAAAGGAUUGCUGAACUUGAAAGACAAUUAGCCGAUUUGCAAAAUAGCAACAAAGUUGCCAGGGAAGAUGUUCUUGUGUGGCAAAAGAAGAUUGCAAAGCUUGAACAAGACUUAAACACUGCAAAGAACAAAAAUAAUCGACUUGAAGCGUUUAAUGCAGCUUACGAUGGAAAGAUAAAAGAGCUGAACAGUGAUGUGAUUGAUGCAAAUCAGAAAAUAGCCCAACUUGAGAGCUCUACCAAUGCGUUGCAAGAUACCGUAGAGAAGAAACAAAAAGACCUCUUGAAUUCACAGAAAGCAAUUGCAAACCUUGAGACUGUUAACGAAAAUCUCUCUAAAACCAAAACAGAUCAACAGCGAAGCCUUCAGGCAGCAAGAGCCAAGAUCCUCGAGCUGGAAGAAAACGUGCAAACGGAAGUUAAGCAAGUUUCUCAGCUGAAAGGUAUUUUAGGCGAUAACAAGCUACGAAAUGAAAACUUGAAGAAUGAAAAUGCCCGAUUGCAAAAGAAGCUUCUGAAUUUACAGUCCUCUACAGAUGAAUGUAAACGUGAUGUUGCCGAAAUGAAGUACAUCAUAAGUCGAUUGCAGACUGAUAACGAACACCUUGAUGGGGACAACCAGAUACUAAGAAAGCAACUAAACGAUACAAAGGAGGAUAACGCAAAGAUCCAAAACGAAAAACGAGACAUCAUCAAUCAACUUCAAAAACUGAAAAUGCAAAUUGCUGAGCUGCAACAUAAUAACGAAAUGCUACGAGAUGAGAACGAAAAGUUGAAGCGUGAUCUGACUGCUUUCCAAAUCCAGAUCCAAGAGAUGGACAAAAACGAGCAAUUAAAACCACAGCAAGAAGUGAUGGUAGAAUCAACUCCUGGUGACGAUUUGUUCAGCGAACCAAGCUCGGCAGAGCUUGAUUUCCUUCGUCCAGAAAAAGACCGUCUUCAAAACGAAGCAUCUGACCUGAAAAAGAAGUUAGUGAAUCUGCAAGACGCUCAUGACAACCUAAAUGAAGAAAAGACAACAAUGGAUGAACAGAUCCUUGUCUUUCAGAGGAACGUCUCCGAUCUGAACAGAGAAAAACAAGAACUGGCAUCAAGUACCGGCAAGCUGAAGCGUGAUCUUGAAGAUGCAAUCAAGAAGUUAGUUGACGUUGAAGAAGAGAGCCAAAGGUUGCGCAUGGAGAAUGUUUCGUUAAAGAAAGACGUAGAGGAAACACAGAAGGAGCUUGUUAAGAUUCAAGCACAAUACGAAUUACACAUCACACAAUUAUCUGACAAUCGGAAAGGUUCUCAAGUUUCCACCCAGAAAAUGAAAAGCCUCGAAGAAGCUUUGAAACGAAGUCAAGAACACGAAAACGAUUUGCAAAAGGAUGUACUAGAUGCUCACAAGAAAGCAGCUUCCAUGGAAUAUGAAUUGAAAAAUGCAAAAGACAACAUCCAGGAGUUUGAGGAUGCAUGUAUAGCAAACAAUGAAAAAAUAAAGUCAUUGAAAGAAGAAGUUGUUCUUGGUGAAAAGAAAACGUCAGAAUUGGAAGCCAAUUUGGAAGACGCCGAAGAAAAAAUUAGAGAUCAAGAAAACGAGAUUAGCAGCUUAAAGGAGAAAUUGGACGAGCUUGACAGCAAAGACAGACAAUCUCAAGAUGGCAGAAAUGAUUUGGAAAGCCAGUUUACAACACUGAAGAGCCGAUGUAGAAAAUUAGAGGAUCUAUUGAACGAAGCUAAUCGUGACCGAGAUAACUUGCAACGACGUUUGAGCGAUCUGCAAAAUGAGCACGACAAUCAAAACUCCGAUUUCUCAAAACAGAUUUCGCAAAUACAUCAAACGACCGAGAUCUACCGUCGCGAUCUUGCAGAUCGUGAUAAUCAAAACAAGAUUCUGAAAAAGCAAGUUAACGAAUUGACGAAAGAAAAUGAGCAUUUGAAACGAGAUAUGACAAAUAAGAAAAACAAUGUUGACACGUAUUUGAUCGAGAUUGAAAGACUCAAGCAAGAAUUAAUUAUCAUUCGCGAAAAAGCCACGAGAACCGAUCCACGCAUAGCGGAGGAAAUUUCCGAGUUGAAACAAAAAUACGAUGAAAUUGAAAGCGAGAAAGAGACGCUUCGUAAUGAGAAACAAAAUCUUCAGUAUCAACUUAAGAUUGUGACGGAGAAGUUGAGCGAAAUCGAAAUCGUCUAUCGACAGAGUUCAAGUGGAAUGGAUACUGUGACACAAGAAAUGUAUGCCCUUCGACAGAAGAUUAAUACAAUGGAACUUGAUCUUCAAAAGGCGAUUAAAGACAGAAUGUUGUUGGAAGAGCAACUCGAGAAGGCAAACCGCGAGCUUGUCAACCGUCAAGAUCUGAUCACAAAGUUGGAGAAAGAGCUACGUGACCUGCGCGUCGAAAAGGAAUUCCACGAUCACGCUAUAGAGGAACGUGAACAAGCUAUCAAAUCACUACGCAUAAAAGUGGUGAACUUGGAAAAGGAGAUCGCCAGCCUGAAGUGGGAUAUAGAAGUUUUAAAGAAAGAAAAGCAAACGACUGAAGUCACACUUGAUGUAAAACCAAAGAUUGAGAGGACUACCUACGAGAUCACACACGCAAUGAGUCCCGAAUCUCAGUCCAUAGUAACUGGAAGACCGCACGAAGUUUCUACGCUGGAUUUCAGCAUCAAUGAAAAACCAAGCGAAAGGACGACAACAACAAGAGUCUUCUCCAGAGGAUUUAGUGAUCCGGAACACACUGAGCUUCAUGUCGACGGGGGCGAUCGUGAAGUGAGAACAAGAGUGAUCAAAAGAGAGAGUAGAACAACCGAAGCCGUUUUGUCCCCAGGCUCUUUAAGCCAUAGCAUUUCUGAAGGAUUUUUGCCAAAUGACUCAUCCACAACGUUCACACGAACCUUGUCUGGCGGUGGGGAAGGUGGCGAAGUUCAAGUCGUCCGCAGGGAAAGACGAUCCCGAAGAUUCCUCGACGAAGGAAAAUACUGAUUCACAUGGAACAACGUACAGGAAAGUCCGUUGCCAUGUAAGCAAUAAACAUUUACGAGCAUCUUUCUAUUUUAAAAAAACUUGUUUAUUAUUUUACAACUAUGUAAGAACGAAUAAUAUUAUAGAAUAAGUCAAUGUAAUUUAAUGAUUACUCGUGGGAAAUGAGCACGCAUGAAAACAACAUAUAAUGUUAAAACCUUAUAUGAUUAAUCUAAGUGUAACCAAGGAAAAACUUCAUUUACUGGUUUAUUCACACACAACUUACAAGGGAUAUAGUCGUUAUUUUUGCAGUCAAAACAGUUUAUUGCCAUUGUUUACUGUAAAGCUUAUGGUAUUUCAUGGAUGACUUUAUUCCCCAAACUUGUGCACAAUCUUAGUUUAGUUAUUUAAUGUUAAUUUUUUCGUAGUUUCACUUGUGAUGCACCAUUUAAAUUUUUGCCAUUAUCAAUAAAACUUUAAUUUGAAA